Phalaenopsis equestris is the source of this 1065-nucleotide messenger RNA. RefSeq names its product bZIP transcription factor 2-like. Gene Ontology annotation, biological process: positive regulation of DNA-templated transcription. The transcript has a single exon. The record is from RefSeq and is a predicted model, not a curated record. Gene Ontology annotation, cellular component: nucleus. NCBI's taxonomy places the organism in Eukaryota, Viridiplantae, Streptophyta, Magnoliopsida, Asparagales, Orchidaceae. Bases 135 to 575 code for a protein of 146 amino acids. Gene Ontology annotation, molecular function: transcription cis-regulatory region binding; DNA-binding transcription factor activity.
UCCUCCUUUCUUCCCUUUUCUCCCUCUGCUCUCUCUCGCUCUCUAAUUUUCCUAAAACCUAAUUUUGUUUUGGUGCCCACACUUCCUAAUAAUUACACUCCGUCCCCCCCCCCUGGCCCAGACCGGUCCACCCAAUGGAAUUCCUCGCGGCCCUGGAGGGAUGGGAGCCUCGACCGGCUGUCAAGCCGGACCCGUUCGGCCCGGCCAAGACCCCCGAAGAAGAGCGGCGGUUGAGGCGGAUGAUAUCGAACCGGUUGUCCGCUCGACGAUCGAGGAUGCGGAAACAGCGACACCUCGAGGACCUACGGACUCAUCUGAACCGACUCAAGUCGGAGAACCGGGAUUUAUCGAACCGGCUCGGAGCCGUGGUUCACUACUCCCUUCUCUUGCGCGGCGAGAACGACCGGCUCCUCUCCGAGGCGGUCGCUCUGUACAACCGGCUCACGGAAUUCGAACAUGUCAUCCGUUUCCGGCAGUUUCAGCGGCUGAGUUCACUCGCGACGGCCGCCGUCUGCGGUGGUUUCGGCCCAAGCGCCGCCGCCGGAGAGCCCAAUUUCUCCUCCUUAAUCGUAUAAAGAAUAAGCUAAGCUAAUCAGCACUUGAACCCAAAAAAGCCCGCUUUUUUAUAAUUUCAUAAAAGAGGAGGCCGUAAAAUACAGUCUUAUCGUGUUCAGUUGAAGCUUUUGAGAAGGAGGUUUAUUAUGUAAAAAGGGGAAUACUAGGUAGUUUUUAAUAAGUUUGAGAAUGAAAGGCUAUAAAUUGAAUUGCUGAUGGCGGCGUUUGAUUUCUUAUAAUAUGAAAAUUCUGUCAAUUACUACAAGUUGGAGCAAGACAAGAGGACGCAGUUUUGCAUUACUUGUGAGGCCAAAUUGAUGCGCCUAAUAACAACAAAAUCAAACUAACAAGUCCUUGGUGGAUGACAUGAUCGUCUGAUGGUUUAACAUUUACGUAUUUACACAUGCCACAGAUGUGAUGGUAAACGUUGUUAUUCUUAUGCAGAUGAAAUGACGAUAAAACAAAAAAUUCUUUACAUGUUGUCACAUGAAGCCGCCAGUGAUGACCGAU